AUGGCGAUAGCAGCUGUCGGGCAAAUAUGCUCCACUGCCUCUCUAAAGGGAAACUUGGAGCAGUGCGUCAAGCUGGUGGCCAAAGCCGCAGCCGGCGGCGCCAAGGUUCUCUUCCUCCCUGAAGCUUCAGAUUACAUUGCUCCCGAUGCAAAGACGUCUCUGGAGCUGGCGCAGCCACAGACGGUGUCGCCCUUUGUCGUCGGGCUGCGCGCGGCAGCCAAAGCCCACGCUGUCGCCGUCCACGUCGGCAUUCACCACAUGCCUCUGUCAACAGAUGCGUGCAGCAGUAACAGCAGCGGCACGGCACGGCGAAUGUUCAACCGAGCCUUGUACAUUACGCCCGAGGGCGAAAUCGACGACGCCGCUACGUACGACAAGCUGCACGUCUUUGACUACGGCGCGCUGCGGGAGAGCGCCACCGUGCAGCCCGGCACGCGCCUCACCGCGCCCUUUGACUCGCCGGUCGGCCGCAUCGGCAGCUUAAUCUGCUUUGACCUGCGGUUCGCCGAAACGGCAGUGGCCCUGGCCCAGCCGGGCGCCGCGAGCGCCUGGCACGCGCGGCCGGCGCAGAUUCUAACCUUUCCCAGCGCGUUUACGCUGCGCACGGGCGAGGCGCACUGGGAGACGCUGCUGAGGGCGCGCGCGACGGAGACGCAGAGCUGGGUGGUGGCGGCGGCGCAGGUCGGGCGCCACAACGAGAAGCGUGCGAGCUACGGCCGCAGCAUGGUCGUGGACCCCUGGGGCCGGGUGGUCUUGUCGCUGGGAGGUGUCGCUGACGAGCAGGGCAACGCCGCAGAGGGAGCGCAAGGCCAAAUUGGGUUUGUAGACGUGGAUUUGGGUGAGCUGGAGAGGGUGAGGCGCGAGAUGCCGCUCCAGCGUCGGAUGUAA
Messenger RNA from Beauveria bassiana ARSEF 2860, 888 nucleotides. RefSeq names its product carbon-nitrogen hydrolase. Lineage: Eukaryota; Fungi; Ascomycota; Sordariomycetes; Hypocreales; Cordycipitaceae. The record is from RefSeq and is a predicted model, not a curated record. The transcript is spliced from 3 exons. Bases 1 to 888 code for a protein of 295 amino acids.